This is a messenger RNA of Eutrema salsugineum, 462 nucleotides long. RefSeq lists its product as uncharacterized. Lineage: Eukaryota; Viridiplantae; Streptophyta; Magnoliopsida; Brassicales; Brassicaceae. The coding region runs from base 1 to 462 and encodes 153 amino acids. The record is from RefSeq and is a predicted model, not a curated record. The transcript has a single exon.
AUGGUGAGUAAAUUCAAGAAUGUUAUGAAAAAUAAGUUUGCAAUGUCAGACUUGGGUCUACUGAAUUACUUUCUUGGAAUGGAGAUUGUGCAGAAACAAGAUGGCAUAUUUCUUUCACAAGAAUCUUAUGCCAAGAAGUUGUUGAAGAAAUUUAACAUGGAGGAAUGUAAAAUCAUGACUACACCAUUGAUACCUCAACGCAAGCAUCAGAAAGAACAAGAAGAAUCUGCUGAUAGCAAAGUCUACAGAAAUCUAGUGGGAAUUAUGUUAUAUUUAACAGCUACAAGACCGGACCUGAUGUUUGCUGCUUCUUACUUGUCUAGAUACUUGAAGGAACCAACAACAUCUCAUCGCAAGGAUGCACAACGAGUUUUAAGAUAUAUCAAGGGAAUGAUCGACAUGGGUCUAUGGUUUACUAAAGCUAAAGAAGCUAGACUGAUUGGUUAUUCAGACAGCGAUUGA